AAAUGUCAGAAUACACAUUUUCAUCCAUGAGGAUGAAAAUCAAAGAAUGGAGUGAAGUGAAAAGAUGCUUACAGUUGAUAUCAAAAGUCUACACACCCCUGUUCAAAUGCCAGGUUUUUCUGAUGUCAAAAAAUCAAUUGAAUUUCAUUGAUCUUUUCUUAAAGCUCUUCUUCUGAUCUUAUUUAAUAUACUGUAUUUGAUUUCAUUAGAGCAGUAAUUAUAACGGUUAGUUAUUAAGUAUAAAAGACAACAACAUUAAAAGGAGUUACACCCAAAAAAACAAAAAUCUAUAUUUCUACCUUCAGUACAGCAUCGAUUACAUUACACAGAAGCACUAAUUGAGUUACAAGAAGACAUUCACCUGUUUUUCUCGACGCUUGCCUCCAUGCGUGUCCUGCCUGAGGCUCUGUUCUGCUCUCUACACACUCGGGACCAUUUCCUCAUCAUCACAUCUUUGCCCUGGUGAUAUCUUCUCAAAAAAAGAACAAGUGGAUAGCCUAUGCACGUUUUCUCCUUCCAGAACAACAGUAAUGAUGUAUUUCAUGCCAAACAUGGCAUUUGCACAUGGGUGUGUAGACUUUUGUUAUAUGCACCGUAAACUAGUCUUGUGUAUCUUAUGUGACAUUGCUACUUCUCCCUUUUAGAACUGGAUGAAACCAGAGAAAACGUGAACGGUACCAAAUUUACGGUACAUAAAUACGUUACAUAACGGUACAACCUGUUAAAAACGUAACAGGUGAUCCGCCUCUUAUUUAUCUUGGAUGGCGAUUGGGGUAAAAAAACUCUGGACGACCCAAGUUUGUUAAUGACUGACCACGACUGAGCUUAUUUUUCUUUUUUCCUGACAAGCUCGCUCUGGUUCUGGGUAAAGAUAAGUGCUAUCUCCUGACUGCCCCACAUUUACAAUAAAUGCUGCAUUGCCGAUAUCCAUGCCGGACACAAUAUUAGGUACAUCCGUUCAAUAUGAAGUGCAAAAUGACGGUAUUGCGUAAUAACGCUAUCACUUUACAAUAGUUACAACUUUUUUUUCCUGAUUGGCUCGGAGAAGUCACAUGGUUCUUCUGCCAUUUUGACUAACGUUACCAAAUAAGGGCCCAACAAGGAGCUAUUAAGCUGACUUGAUAUAGCAAUAAAGUUGAUUUUAAUUUAAUGUGAAAAUUUCCCAUCAAUUAGCAUCAUCUUGCUCUUUAUGUUUGAAUUAAACUAUAUGAAUGGGUGAGGAGUAGGCGGCUUUAUGAGUAUGAUUUGAUCGAGUUGAAAGUCCAAAGAGAAGGUUGACGCACAAAGAUGUGCUAGCGGGCCCCCCGAGGGACCGGCGACCUUUGUGUUACCUGAAAUGACAUUUUCAAACAUUAAACUACUCUGUGGCAAACACUCACACUGACUCGAGGAAGGCGUUAAUGACACGGUAGCAUAGUAGCAUAUUACUCCGACUUGCUAUUUGACGGUAGCAGUUUUGAGAGAGAACCUGCUGCUUUUGUCCAUCUUCAAAUUUACUGUGUAAUGAUGUAAAUUGAGGCUAAAAAAAACAUUGAGGCUAAAUGUAAGCAAUUAUUUUAUUUUUCUAGUUUUCAUAAAGUAAAGUAAAAAAAAAAAUACAAUGCAAAUUUUUUGCAAAAUUGAUUAAAUUAGAGCAACUAAUUCGGUUUGUAUAUAUAUUUUUCUGUUUAUUUGCAAAAUUAUUUAUAAUGUACAAAAACUCUUAAAUUUUGGCCCAAAAUACACUUCUACUUCAUAUUCAACCAUUUUAAAAAAUAUAUACUCCAAAAUUUACAUGACACAUUUGAUCAUUUUUAAAAUAACUCUCCUUAAAUACCUUACCAAAUAAUCCACAGAGAUGUCAUUUAAUAAAUAUAACCAACGUUUGAGAGCUUGGCCUUUUCUGUGCUCAAUCCUGAAAAAGUGUCAGAGUGACACCAAAGCGUAGGCAGCCGUUUAACACCUCUUUGUGGUCGUAAGGGUUGCCGUAUCAUUUGGGGAGAUUUUGACUUUAACACACUGGAUGAGAUAAAACUCCUCCAGGCUGUUUGUUUUUCCUCUUCAAGGGUUCAAGGACACACCGUUAAAAGCCCCCAACGUUCAUGUGGCCUGCAGCCAGUUUCAUAUUGACAGUGUUACCUGUGAGUUUCAAUUUUUAUGUUGAGAAAAUUACUUAUGUAACACAAUCUGACUAAAUCUUUUCUUGACGUCCAAACAUAGUAAAUAGGACAUUUGAUUUGGGUUCAAUUGAGCCACGGAGCAUUAGUGUACUAACUCCAUUUUUGAGUCUAGUGCAGAAAUGAAUAAUGAAAAUGUAUGUAACUUAUUUUUCGAGUUUGGUCCUGUGGCAAUCUGAGCCGUGAUUGGUCCCCAGCAACUGUGAUGUCAUUUUCAUUCGACCACAAGUGGCAAAAUGGCCGCACCCAACGCCCAGAUGGAUAAAAAUGUGGAUAUUUUUCCGCUUAAUUAAUUUCCCACAAAUGCAAUGUUAAUUCAUUCCGGGUUUGUGUUGACUUCCCUUUUAAUGAAUCAGGCCAAUCUAAUCUGGUGUAUUAAUGCACUUGAUAUUCCAACCUACUGAGAAAAAAACUACUUGGAAGUCAACCAAUGUCCCCAAUGUUAUCACAGAAAUGAACUCCACGUCCACUUUUGAUUGGCUUCAUGAUAGCACAGUCAAGGGAGGCCACCAAUGGCUGCUCUGGAGGUGGGGGUGCAUCUCCUGCGCUCUGAUUGGCUGCCUCCUCCCCCUCCCACCAGCAGUCAAAUACUUUAGUGUGUGUGCCAAUAUGAGACUUCCAAAGUUGUGCAAAACACACGUUUGACUAUUCUGAGCAUAUCGUAAUAUAGUAUAUUAAGUUACAUAACAUUGCGCCCAAUGUUUAUUACGCUGCUGUCGCAUGCACAAAGCAGAAGGAAUGAGGCAGCUGGUAAGUUGUCACCCUAUAUCCCAGCUUGCUUCCAGCCUAUUUGGACCCAAAGCACAUUCCUCUUGUGAAGCUUCUUCAGAACAUCACUAUGGGAAGCUCUUUGAACAUCUAUUGGAGAGCUUUCAAAUGCAUUCAUCUUCAUGCUCGUUAUCCUCACUUAUCGGGCUCAUUUCAGGGCUUAAACCGCAGAGCCCCGGCUCAUUAGUGGGCGACCACAGGCCGGUGGCCAUGGCGACGGUGAACGCGAUACUGAAGGUGGUCAGCUUGUUUGUGGCCGAGCUCAUAAGCUCCGUCACGGACUGGUUCCAGACCUCGCCGACAUGGGCUGACUUGCAGGUGUUGGAGGACACAGAGCUGAAGACCACCGGAGGUGUGCAUGAGAAACACCGGGCCAGAAAUCUGUGGGAGAAGAGCGGCGCGGUGGUCAUGGUGGUCCGCCGGCCAGGAUGAUUGCUGUGCAGAGAGGAGGCUGCAGAGCUGUCCUCUCUCAAGUCCCAGCUGCAGGACCUGGAGGUGCCUCUCUUUGCUGUGGUCAAAGAGAAUCUUGGCAAGGAGCUGGACUGUUUCAAGAAGUUCUUCACCGGGAAAGUUUACGUGGAUCAGAUGAGAAAUUUCUAUGGGCCUCAAGAGCGCUGGAUGUUUCUUUCCAUGUUCCUGCGUAUUGGAGUGUGGAGGAACCUGUGGAGGGCCUACCGCAGGGGCUUCAGAGGAAACCUAAGAGGAGAAGGACUGGUCCUGGGGGGAGUCUUUGUCAUUGGGCCUGGAGAUCAGGGGAUUCUGCUGGAGCAUCGUGAGAAGGAGUUUGGGGAUAAAGUCAACAUGCUCGCUGUCCUCAGAACCGCCCGCAAAAUGCGAGAUGACAUGAAACGCUAGACCUGACCCUAUCGGGGUUUACGCACAAGGUGGAUCACCAUGUCUGAUGAUGUCAUUAUGAAAUGUGUCAAAACGGGCAACUUUAACAGUUUGCUGCCUCGUUGUUUCCGGUUUGCUGUUGUGGCCUUUAAUGAUGAUCUGACUCUAAACUCUUCUGAGGGAGCAGCUCUGAUGUUUGUAAACAACCACACAGCCCGCCUGAAACUAUGAGGAAGAUCAAACCAUUGAAGUCUUAGCUCUUAAACACUUGAUUAAAAAAAUAAAUGGGUCAGUGACUAAUACAAAAACACUUG
Molecule: messenger RNA, 4072 nt
Organism: Syngnathus typhle (broad-nosed pipefish)
Lineage: Eukaryota; Metazoa; Chordata; Actinopteri; Syngnathiformes; Syngnathidae
Product: peroxiredoxin-like 2A
Exons: 7
Source: RefSeq, a predicted model, not a curated record